CUCUCUCUCUCUCUCUCUCAAUGGAUUCAUCGGCGCCUCUGCGAAGCCCCUCCUCCGAUGAGCGAUUGUGGAGCAAGCUCCGGGACCGGGUCGACGCCAUUCUCGAGCAACGCAAGCCUAAAGAUCAUGCUGGAUGGUUCUUAUCCUCCAUUGAUUGUGGGGUGGAAUCAGACCGAGCGAAGAGGCUCAGAGAGGAUGCGCAGCUUCUUAUCCGUGGUUUGGAUUCGGUCGCUUCAUCGCUCUCGCAGCUCACCGGUACUUUGAGCGCUGCGCAGCAGGAAGUCAGUGAUCUUGCAAAGCCCUCUAUUCCAAAAGGAUCAAAACGAGAAAACCAGAGAGUUGAAGAUGAAAACCAGCCAAAAGCAAAGCGCCAUUGUGUUUCUAAUGAGCCUGAAGACCGAAAUGAGGCGACAGACAAUGAAAAACUUGAGGUUGAAGAAGAAAAAUCAGUAGAUGUUCUCAAGAGUGGAAAUCUCAAGAAGGCCAAAACUCUUGCUUUUUCCAUGGCAACUAAAGCAGCUUCGCUCGCGAGGGAACUGAAAAAUAUAAAAUCAGAAUUGAGUUUUAUGCAAGAAAGGUGCACACUUCUUGAAGAGGAGAACAGGAGAUUGAGAGAUGGACUUGAGAAAGGUGUUGGCGCAGAGGAAGAUGAUCUGGUGAGGCUUCAACUUGAGGCAUUGCUAGCCGAAAAAUCAAGACUGGCAAACGAAAACACAAACCUGACAAGAGAAAACCAAUGCCUUCAUCAACUUGUUGAGUAUCAUCAACUAACAUCAAAUGACUUAUCGGCCUCCUACGAACAAGUCAUACAAGGAAUGUGUCUCGACUUCUCUUCUCCGAUUCAGGAAACAAAUGAAUUCGAUGACAGUGAUACCGAGGCUCCUUGCACUCCAACAUCAAAUCAUCUGAGAAUUUCAUCAUCGUCUGUUGGAGACGAUGCACAACCAGAGUAAAUUGCAUGUCGAGAAGGAUUCUGUCUCUUUUCCCACAUUUGGUUGGAAAAUUGAGGAUAUCGGUGCCUUUUCCGACCACUUUGAAACUAUGUACUAUUGUUAUGAACACUAUAUGUACUAUAUGAAUGCUUAUUUAUAAUAAUGUAUUUAGUUUUUGAA
This is a messenger RNA of Dioscorea cayenensis subsp. rotundata (Guinea yam), 1112 nucleotides long. Its product is annotated as serine/threonine-protein kinase MRCK beta. The transcript is spliced from 5 exons. The record is from RefSeq and is a predicted model, not a curated record. Bases 21 to 953 code for a protein of 310 amino acids. NCBI's taxonomy places the organism in Eukaryota, Viridiplantae, Streptophyta, Magnoliopsida, Dioscoreales, Dioscoreaceae.